Acanthisitta chloris (rifleman) is the source of this 1181-nucleotide messenger RNA. RefSeq names its product solute carrier family 37 (glucose-6-phosphate transporter), member 4 (gene SLC37A4). The transcript has 7 exons. Lineage: Eukaryota; Metazoa; Chordata; Aves; Passeriformes; Acanthisittidae. Gene Ontology annotation, biological process: glucose-6-phosphate transport; phosphate ion transmembrane transport. The record is from RefSeq and is a predicted model, not a curated record. The annotation marks the transcript as partial. Gene Ontology annotation, cellular component: endoplasmic reticulum membrane. Gene Ontology annotation, molecular function: glucose 6-phosphate:phosphate antiporter activity.
UGGUUUGAGCCUUCCCAGUUUGGGACGUGGUGGGCAAUCCUGUCUACAAGCAUGAACUUGGCUGGAGGCUUAGGCCCCAUUGUCGCUGCUCUCGUGUCUCUGAACUACGAUUGGCGCAUGACUUUGUCCUUCUCUGGCUUCACCUGCGUGGUUGUCUCUUUUGUUUGCCUUGUCCUGAUUAAAAAUGAGCCAUCGGAUGUUGGGCUGCCCAACAUUGACCAAGGAGCCAAGAAAGGGAAGAAAGGCUCCUCCAGUGACAACAGCACCUUGACAGAGCUGCUGCUCUCUCCAUACCUCUGGGUGCUCUCAACAGGCUACCUGGUCGUUUUUGGAGUGAAAACGUGCUGUACUGAUUGGGGACAGCUCUUCCUGAUCCAGGAAAGGGGACAGUCCAUGCUUGUGGGGAGUUCCUACAUGAGUGCCUUGGAGAUCGGGGGCCUGGUGGGAAGCAUUGCUGCUGGGUACCUCUCUGACAGAGCAGUAGCAAAAGUGGGUCUGUCAAGCUAUGGGAAUCCUCGGCAUGGGCUGCUGCUUUCCAUGAUGGCUGGGAUGUGUGUGUCCAUGUUUCUCUUUCGGGUCACGGUCACGGGCGAGUCUCCCAAGGAAAACCACUUCUGGACUGUAGCCUUGCAACCUCUAGCUGAUCUGACAGGCCUAAAAGAACAUGAGCUGUGGAUCCUGACUCUGGGAGCUCUGUUCGGGUUCUCCUCCUAUGGGCCAAUUGCUCUGUUUGGGGUGAUAGCCAACGAAAGUGCCCCUGCCAACCUGUGCGGCACCUCCCAUGCCAUCGUGGCCCUCAUGGCAAACGUUGGGGGUUUCCUGGCUGGACUGCCUUUCAGUACCAUCGCCAAGCACUACAGCUGGGCCACAGCCUUCUGGGUAGCCGAAGUCACCUGUAUCGGUAGCACGGUGGCUUUCUUCUUUCUGCGGAACAUCCGCACCAAGAUGGGCCGUGCUCCCAGGAAGGCUGACUGAGGAUCAGCUGCUCGGUGAGGAUGUUCCCAUGCCAACAUGAAUGAUGCUCUUUUUUGUUUAACUGGCCUAGAAGUGAGUUUACCUAUUGCUGCAAUCUAGAUAAAAAUGUCUCAAUUUCUCAGCCACUGUCAGGUGCCUGAGGGCACCAGGUUCCUGCUACUGAUCACUUUUUCCCUCAAGAUGUGAUAAUUCACCUGGUUUACAUU